AUGGUGAUGUUACAGUCGCCAGUGCAAAAGCCUAGUGACAAUAUUGGUGCACAACCCACCGCCGUCGGUGGCCUAAUGAGUCCCAACUCCAAUCCCGAUUCGCCCAAGUCCAACAGCUCGCCAGAGUUGGCGAAUGCGGCGGGAAAUGUGCCAGUUGCCGCCGAUGUGUCCGUGGCCAGCAGCGCCGCCAAUGCCACACCACCAAAAAUACCCAAGUUUAUAAUAAGCGCCAGUGGAUCAACUGCCAAGCAGGAACAGGAACUGCGCUAUUCCAUUGAGCGGCUCAAGCAGAUGACAAGUGAAACUGGGCUGCUCAGUCGGCUGAGUCCCACGCACGAAGAGGGCGACAAGGAGAAGCUCAACAACAAUAACAACAACAACAACACUUUGACCAACAACAACAACAAUAACAAUUGUAAUUCACGUCGCUCACAGUCGCCGCCUGGCAGCGUCGGCAGCUUCUCGUUGCCAGCGCAACAGCGAAAGCUGCUCGAGCUGAAUGCCGUGCGUCAUUUGGCGCGACCGGAGCCACUGCAGCAUCCACAUGCGGCACUGUUGCAGCAGCAUCCACACCUGCUGCAGAAUCCACAGUUUCUGGCAGCAGCCGCCGCUCAGCAUCAUCAUCAGCAGCAGCAGCAGCAACAUUUACAUCAUCAUCAUCAGCAACAUCCUACACAUCCGCAUCCACAUCCACAUCAUCCGGCUGCGGGUGUUUAUCAUCUGCGUGCUCCGACCAGCGGCACUACUGCACCACCAUCACCCGCUACUUCACCGCUGUCGCCACCCACAUCGCCCCACGCCGGCAACAGUCAAGCGACACAUUCCGAGCCACAAACUGGUUCCCCUUCGGCAACGGCUCAUUCCGCGCUUCCAGCUCCACAGAAUCCACCGUCGUUGCCACCACCGGCACAGCCCUUGCAGCUGCAUCCUGUACUGGGCAACAUUAGCCCCACAACCGCCAAUGACAUGGAUCUGGAACGCAUUAAACUGGUCGCUGCGGUUGCUGCACGCUCCAAUCACAAUCAAGCGCCCAGCACAUCCAUUUCUGCCUCUGCCUCCGCCUCUGCCUCCGCCUCAAUUUCCGCAGCUGGAGCGGCCUCGAGCAGCUCCGCCUCCGCCUCUGCCUCGCCCACUGGCCGCGACUUAAGUGAUUACGGCUUCAGAAUACAACUGGGUGGCUUGGCGGCGGCAGCAGCUGCUGCGGCAGCCACAUCCCGUCAGAUUGCAGCGGCUAAUUAUGCGCGCAGCGACACGAGUGAGGAACUCAAUGUGGAUGGCAACGAUGAAGACAGUAAUGAUGGCUCGGGAUCGCACAGCACGCCUUCGGUCUGCCCCGUUGAUCUGACGCGUUCUGUGCCCAGCGGUGUGAGCAAUGCCAACUCGGCCUCGACCAGCGGGGGCAGCGACAGGGAGGCAGCAACGAAGCGACUGGCCUUCUCCGUGGAGAACAUUUUGGAUCCCAACAAAUUCACGGGCAACAAAUUGGCAGCAACAACGCCUCCCUUUGGACAUCCGCGCCAGUGGAGCUAUGAGCGGGAUGAGGAAAUGCAGGAGCAUCUGGAUGAUGAGCACAGCGAGGAUAUGUCUGCUCAGGAUCUCAAUGACAUGGAUCAGGAUGAUAUGUGUGAUGAUGGCAGCGACAUUGACGAUCCCAGCAGUGAAACAGACUCCAAAAAAGGCGGCAGUCGCAAUGGCGAUGGCAAAUCUGGCGGAGGAGGCGGUGGAGGUGGCUCCAAGCCACGACGUGCUCGCACCGCCUUCACCUACGAGCAGCUUGUAUCCCUGGAGAACAAGUUCAAGACUACCCGAUAUUUAAGCGUCUGCGAACGCUUGAACUUGGCCCUCAGCCUUAGCCUGACCGAGACACAGGUCAAGAUCUGGUUCCAAAAUCGUCGCACCAAGUGGAAAAAACAAAAUCCUGGCAUGGAUGUGAACAGUCCGACGUUGCCGCCACCAAAUGGCGGCUCCUUUGGACCCGGUGCCUAUGCCAGCAGUCUGCUUUAUCCCCAUGCCGUGCCCUAUCCGCCCUAUGGACCAUACUUUCAUCCCCUGGGCGCUCAUCACUUGAGUCAUUCGCACUCAUAAAAUUGCAAGAUGCAACAGCGUUUGUUGCAACUCUUCGAUAAGCGUGCCAAGGGUGCGGGGGCAGGACCAGGACUAGGACCAGGGCCAGGUCCAGGGAUGGGUCCUAUUGGCGAGGCGCCUUAAGCACACAUUGUAAAUGUCAAAUCGCUUUAAAUGUUGUCGUCGCACUUG
Molecule: messenger RNA, 2256 nt
Organism: Drosophila innubila
Lineage: Eukaryota; Metazoa; Arthropoda; Insecta; Diptera; Drosophilidae
Gene: slou
Product: homeobox protein slou
Exons: 4
Coding region: 1-2085 (694 amino acids)
Biological process (GO): cell differentiation; regulation of transcription by RNA polymerase II
Cellular component (GO): nucleus
Molecular function (GO): DNA-binding transcription factor activity, RNA polymerase II-specific; RNA polymerase II cis-regulatory region sequence-specific DNA binding
Source: RefSeq, a predicted model, not a curated record